GGGGCCCUGAGCAAUCUGUGCUCUGGAGAUAGCCACGCUUAGAGCAUAAAUCUUGUGCAACUCUGCGAUAGCCAGCACUCCCCCGCCAGCAGGGCUGCCGGGUCAUGUUUCAUGCAGGCAGUGCUAUGCCCUGUGUUUGCAUUUCAGGUCCUGCUUCAGCGCAGGAGUGAGAUUUGCCAGACUGCUCUAAGAUGUCUUACAGAAAGGAGCUAGAGAAAUACCGGGACCUGGAUGAGGACAAGAUCCUCGGAACCCUGACGGAGGAGGAGCUCAGGAAGUUGGAGAAUGAACUGGAAGAGCUGGACCCUGAUAAUGCGUUGCUGCCGGCAGGGCUCCGACAGAGGGAUCAGACGCAAAAGCCACCAACCGGCCCGUUCAAAAGGGAAGAACUCAUGGCCCACCUAGAGCAGCAGGCAAAAGACAUUAAGGACAGAGAGGACUUGGUGCCUUUCACUGGUGAAAAGAGAGGAAAAGCUUGGAUCCCCAAGCAGAAGCCAAUGGAUCCUGUUCUGGAAAGUGUGACCCUGGAGCCGGAGCUGGAGGAAGCCCUUGCUAAUGCCUCUGAUGCGGAGCUCUGUGACAUUGCUGCCAUCCUUGGCAUGCACACCUUGAUGAGUAACCAGCAGUACUACGAGGCACUGGGUAGCAGCACCAUCGUGAACAAAGAAGGACUUAACAGUGUGAUAAAGCCCACAAAGUACAAACCAGUUCCUGAUGAGGAGCCAAACUCCACGGACGUGGAAGAAACUCUGAAACGAAUACAGAACAACGACCCUGAUCUUGAGGAGGUCAACCUUAACAAUAUUAUGAAUAUUCCCAUUCCAACUUUAAAAGCCUGUGCUGAAGCACUGAAGACUAACACUUACGUAAAGAAGUUCAGCAUAGUUGGGACGAGGAGCAACGAUCCCGUUGCUUUUGCACUGGCAGAAAUGCUGAAGGUGAAUAACACGCUGAAGAGCCUGAAUGUGGAGUCAAACUUUAUCUCUGGGUCUGGCAUCCUGGCUCUUGUUGAAGCACUCCAGAGUAACACAUCCCUCAUAGAGCUCCGAAUCGACAACCAGAGCCAGCCUUUGGGCAACAAUGUAGAAAUGGAAAUUGCGAACAUGCUGGAAAAAAACACCACGCUGCUGAAGUUUGGGUACCAUUUCGCUCAGCAAGGUCCCCGGCUCCGCGCAUCCAAUGCCAUGAUGAAUAACAAUGACCUAGUGAGGAAGAGAAGACUUGCGGAGCUGAACGGGCCUAUUUUUCCCAAGUGCAGGACUGGAGUGUAGCUCCCAGGCAGAGGUCGUUCCCAGCGGGUCUGUGCUACUGUGACAACCUAAGGCAAAGAAGUGCCUUGAGAGAGUUAUUUGUGGUGCCUCGGUUCUGUUUCAUGCACUAACAGUUUAAAGUAACUAGUGGCUGUAGUUGAAGAUUUUUAUCCAGUAGCACUGUUGUUUUCUGUAGAGCUGGAAGCUAUCCAAGCCAGUAACCUGCCAGUGUUGUGCAGCCUCAGCUGAGCGUACAUCCCGGUGUAAAAGUAACCUGGUUACUGCAGUGACCUGGGACCUCAUUUUUCUAUAAACUUUCUGCACAGUGUCUCAUAGAGGUAGCAUGUGGUAUGCAUGACGAGAGAUACAACUCUUCCACACAAAUUACAGAAGUAUUAGAAAAAUACUUUAUUUUUUUUCCCAAAAUGAUUUCAAGUCAGCAUAGAGGAGCAACUAGUUUAACCAGAACUUCUACUAUUCAGAAACAUGGCUAAAUUAGAUAGCUGCAAAGUGUACUUUUUUUUAAACCCACAUUUGCUGAGUCAGUUAGUUAGAUGUGCUGCUUUUCAAACGAAUCCCUGUGUUUCUUAGAAACUAUUGAUCCUCCCCAUAGCCAUGCAGUAAAGGUUGAACUUAAGGCCACCAAUUGUGAAAUAAAGAGUCUCAAAAACCGA
Meleagris gallopavo (turkey) is the source of this 1924-nucleotide messenger RNA. It is a transcript of the gene TMOD1, whose product is annotated as tropomodulin 1. The record is from RefSeq and is a predicted model, not a curated record. Gene Ontology annotation, molecular function: tropomyosin binding. NCBI's taxonomy places the organism in Eukaryota, Metazoa, Chordata, Aves, Galliformes, Phasianidae. Gene Ontology annotation, biological process: pointed-end actin filament capping; muscle contraction; actin filament organization. Gene Ontology annotation, cellular component: cytoskeleton; striated muscle thin filament; myofibril.